Messenger RNA from Drosophila erecta, 4023 nucleotides. It is a transcript of the gene Alms1a, whose product is annotated as AF4/FMR2 family member 4. The record is from RefSeq and is a predicted model, not a curated record. The transcript has 5 exons. Bases 215 to 3973 code for a protein of 1252 amino acids. Lineage: Eukaryota; Metazoa; Arthropoda; Insecta; Diptera; Drosophilidae.
AUUGUUAUCGAUACUACAGGGCACCAGCCAGCUAUCGCCACCGAUAGACGAUAGCUUUUGUUAUCAGGUGGUUCAAUUUGUUUUCAAAUGAUUUUAGCGUCACAUUCUUGUCAAACAGGAGAACGCUGCUUCUGCGUGGCAAAACAGACAUAAAACAGUGGAAUAAACUGUUUCCUCAUUGAGUGCCAAGUGCGGUGCAGUCGCAAAGCUAAAUAUGUCCAGCUCCCGCCAUCGCAAACCGACAAAAUCAUCCCGCGUUCCUCCACAAGCCAGGGAAUACAUCAGCGCAAUGGCCGAGGACCGGGAAUUGGAGCGAUUCAUGGCCUUCUCGUCGACAGCGAGCAGUGGAGCCAGCGGCAGCACUCACAGUUGUGCCCUGGGACCAGUCCUGCCGCCACGGUGUGCCUCCGUGGAACAUGGAUUGCGGCCAGAAUCCGGCCACAGGCGUCGCCCAAAGAGCAGCGACCAUGCACCGGACAAAGAAAAAGCAGAGGAACAGCUCCUUGAACUGCCACUUUCACCACCAAUCAGUAAACACACAAUCUCCCAGUCGGCAUGCCCAAAAUCAAAAGUAACUCCCACAAAAUCUGAUGAAUACACCAUUAUACCCAUUUUAUUGGCCAGUAGCCCCAGUUUCCGUCCCGUAGCAGCCACGCAAACCAUGUCUCAAUCCGCGGAUGACCUACGGACACCCACCAAGUCGCCCCAGAUGCAAAGCAAAAAAACGCAGACACCAGAGUCUGCCCUGAAGUCACACAAGCGCCUGGAGUGGGAUCCUGCUGCCGAUGUGGGCUACUGCAAGAGGGCACUGUCCACGAGUAACAUUAGCACCCUGGAGCGAUCAGUACUGGUGGAUUGCGGCUGGCGUCAGCCAACACAGCAGCGGGCCGAGGCGGAUACGGAUAUGCAGCGCCAGGAGGCGGUGCAGCCGUUACCAAUGCUGGAUAAGCCAACGCCACCACUGGCUUGCAGUACAUUUGUCAAUCGCAGCGAUCGCUUGAAGCCUACAAUGGAUUCCCUGGACAGUUCAUUGAGCUCUAGAAAAGGGGAUUCUAGGGAGAAAUCUCAAAGUAAGUCCAGGAGGGAGGAUUCCGGCAGUAGCUCUCGUCACAAGGAUUCACGCAGCAGCUCGCGCAAGGACUCAAUGCAAAGCAGCUCCAAAGAAAUAGGAAAAGGUACCCAGUGCAGUGCCAAUAGAGAGGGUUCCCUAAUUGACUCCACCAAUGAAGGAGCUAUUGACAGCCGUAGGAAUGAAGAUUUGAGGCUUUCUUCGCGAGUACAAGAUCCACAGAUUAGUUCGCGCAGAGCAUCGGAGAGUAGCUCGCGGAGGGAAUCACUGAGCAGUUACAGAAGAGACGACUCCAGGCUCAACUCGCAGAACAGCUCCAGAUUGGGAUCACGUGUCAGCUCAAGGGCGGAGAAUUCGCGUUCCAGUUCCAUGCGGGAAUCACAAGCCACCUCGCUAUACGGCAGUUCGGCGGCCAGUAGCUUUGACUACCACAUACACGGGGAACAGGAAUUUAAGGUGGUCAAGCAGGAUCAAGGAAGACAAAAUGAGAAGGGGGAUGAGACGAAGGAGCAACUGGAAAAAGAGCAGCAGCCAAAGGAUCUACGACAAGGGGAACCCAAGCGAAAAGAGCAGCGGGACAAGGAUGAACAUCUGGAAAGAGAACAGAAAGGAAUUCAGAAACUCGCGAGGGAACAGAGAAAAGCUGAACAGCGCGAAAAGGAGCGCGAGCAAGAGCGACGGUACACGGCGGCUCAGUUCGAGAAGAUUUUGGGCAGUCGGCGGCAUGAGAACAAGGAGAACCAGCAACCGCAGAACCCCUCCACUGGCGAAACCGCAAACGCCUCCACAUCCUCCUCAUCGAUAGAAAUUGGAUCCGGAGGUAGACCGCGGGGGGAACUGGAUCUAGGAAUCGAUUUGCUCUGUUCUCUGGUGAAAACUCGCAGCCUCAGCCAGGGACAGAAGAAGAAACUGGUCAGAGAUAUAGCCAGGCGUAUCGCCUGUCUGGAUCUGGCCGAAUCCAGUACUAGUUUGCGCUCCCUGAGCAACACAAAGGAGCAGCUAAAGGUGUCCACAGGAUCUCAGCAGCGGCAAGACGCGGCCACCAAUACGACCCAGUCCAGUUCGAGAAGCUCCUCUAAAGCUGAACGCAUUGCUCUACCAGUGCCCGCUCCACGAAAGCGAGGAACUGCCGGCACACCGUCGCCAUUGCCUGCCAGCUUAACGCACAGUGGUUCAACCAGUGCCUCACGCGAGGUGAUCACCCAGAAGACCAAUGUACCAACUCGCGAGGCUGCCUCAACGGAUGCAGAUGUCGAGCCUUCGGACUUGCAGGAGUGGCUGAAUCCCAUGACCCAGAGUGAAAUAGAGUACGAGCAGCGUUUAAAGGGAGGCACGGAUUCGGAGCGCAGGCAGCAGCUCAACUGGAUCGACACAGAGAUUCGUCGCCUGGAGGGAUUGCAGAAGCUGUUGUUCAAUACCAUUGCCACUUUGCCCAACAGUUCGCACAUUGAAGCGGGAAAGGAAUAUCUUUUGCCACAAGAAAUGCAAGCUGACGCAUUUGAAGAAGUGGACAAUCCGGAAACACCAGCUACACCGCCGCCGCCAGUGCGAAUUGAAUCGGUGGGAGCGACGCUCAGGGAACUGCCUCAAACUCCUGCUCCCACACCGCCAGCACCGCCACCACCACCACCUCACCUCAACCAGCAGAAACCACAGAACCGCAAAAAGAUGGCCACUCCUGUACUCGCUUCGAGUAGCUCCACCAGUGGCGGUGGUCGCAGCGAAAGUGUGUGUUCCUUUGUCCAGCAAAGGCAGCGGCAGUUCCGCGAGCAUUAUCAGAACCAGCAGCAGCAACAGCUGCUAUUGCUGCAGCAGCAGAAGCUUCACCAGCAGCAGAAGCAGCUAAAUCAGCAGAAAGAUCUUUUGAAACAGAAGCAGCAACGAUGUGCUCAUUGUGCGCAUUGUGGUCACCAGCGGACGCACGUUCAUCAGCAGCAUUGUCCGCAGUACCGGAGGCAACACCAGGAAGCAACGCAGGACCAACACGAUGAACGGGAGCAUUAUAUGCAGAUGCAGUACGCCCAGGCGGCGGAAAGUGCCAAUGCCACUCCACUCCAGAGUGGUAGCGCCGGUUAUAGCUGUGCGGAUAGCAAGGAAGCCAUCUACUACCAGGUGGUGAACUCGCAGGGAGCAGCUAGCUAUGUGCAGGCAACAAUGGUGAGCACAGGGGCACAAAACGAAGCAUCUGCAACUGGUGGAGCAGGAGGCUCGGCCAUCAGCAGAUCGACCACAACCACCACCAGUUCAUCCACCUCGAUGAUGUGCAUCAGCUCGGAUAUGUCCAUACCCAUGGGCAUGGUGAACACAUGUGAGACCACCACCACGACCACCACACAUCAGUACGAUGACGUGGCAUGUCAGCGGGUGAGAAGGCUGCACAAGGAGACCAGAAAGAAUGCGGAGCGCAUGCAACGCCAGACGCUGCAUGUGCGUCCACGUGCCAUUGCCUAUUCCAUCCAGUUCACGCCGACGGGCGACAGUGAGGUGUUUCCGGAAACGCGUUCCCUGCAGGAUCAACUGCAGCUGGCUCGUCCCGAGUUCUGUGCCAAGUCCAAGCAGCGCAAGGCCAUACUUAACGAGAUGCAGAUGAUCCGAAACCAUCGGCGGCAGGAGCUCGACAAUCUUCUGUGCGAGAAUACCAGCUUGGAGACGCUGGACAGACGUCUGCAGCAGCUGCCACCGCCAGCCACAUCUCGCUUGAGGAUAUUUACCACCAAGCAAAUGAAGGCGAUGACCACCAAACGCUGCCAAAGCCUGCCGGAAGUGUUAGCCGCCCAAAAUCGGCAGCAGGAAGAGCGAAGACGUCGCUGCAAUCGUCUGAUGCGAGAUGUUUUUAACAAGCGCCUUCACAAUCGCGUGGCCAACGGACAAAUAUCGCUAAAUCACAGCAUGGCAAUCAUCUAGCGAGGAUCGAAUUAGGAUUUCCACACAGCCACAGAAAUGACACCCCCACC